GGCGAGCGGGGCGCAGGAGGAAGAGGAGGACCCACGGGCUCCGGGCCGGAAGGCAGCUGGCAGCAGGCCCAGGCGAGCGGGCACCCGCGUUCAUGUUCCGCCAGGAGCAGCCUCUGGCCGAGGGCAGCUUCGCGCCCAUGGGCUCCCUGCAGCCGGACGCAGGCAACGCGAGCUGGAACGGGACCGAGGAGCCGGGGGGCGGCGCCCGGGCCACCCCCUACUCCCUGCAGGUGACGCUGACGCUCGUGUGUCUGGCCGGCCUGCUCAUGCUGCUCACCGUGUUCGGCAACGUGUUGGUCAUCAUCGCCGUGUUCACAAGCCGCGCUCUCAAGGCGCCCCAGAACCUCUUCCUGGUGUCUCUGGCCUCGGCGGACAUCCUGGUGGCUACGCUCGUCAUCCCUUUCUCGCUGGCCAACGAGGUGAUGGGCUACUGGUACUUCGGCAAGGCGUGGUGCGAGAUCUACCUGGCGCUCGACGUGCUCUUCUGCACCUCGUCGAUCGUGCACCUGUGCGCCAUCAGCCUGGAUCGCUACUGGUCCAUCACGCAGGCCAUCGAGUACAACCUGAAGCGCACGCCACGCCGCAUCAAGGCCAUCAUCGUCACCGUGUGGGUCAUCUCGGCCGUCAUCUCCUUCCCGCCGCUCAUCUCCUUCGAGAAGAAGGACGGCAGCGGCGGCCAGCAGCAGGCCGAGCCGCAGUGUGAGAUCAACAGCCAGAAGUGGUACGUCAUCUCGUCGUGCAUCGGCUCCUUCUUCGCGCCCUGCCUCAUCAUGAUCCUGGUCUACGUGCGCAUCUACCAGAUCGCCAAGCGCCGCACCCGCGUGCCGCCCAGCUGCCGGGGCCCGGACGCAGUGCCGCCGGGGGGCGCCGAGCGAAGGCCCAACGGCCUGGGCCCCGAGCGCGGCGUGGGCUCGGUGGGCGCCGACGCCGAGCCGCUGCCCGCCCAGCUCAACGGUGCCCCUGGGGAGCCCACGCCGGCUGGAGCGCGCGACGCGGACGCGCUGGACCUGGAGGAGAGCUCGUCGUCCGAGCACGGCGAGCGGCCUCCCGGGACCCGCAAGUCCGGGCGCGGCCCCCGGGCCAAGGGCAAGGCCCGGGCGAGCCAGGGGGACAGCCUGCCACGGCGCGGGCCUGGGGCGGCAGGGCCCGGGGCGCCGGCGGCCGGGCCCGGGGAGGAGCGCGGCGGGGGCGCCAAGGCGUCGCGCUGGCGCGGGCGGCAGAACCGCGAGAAGCGCUUCACGUUCGUGCUGGCCGUGGUCAUCGGCGUGUUCGUGGUGUGCUGGUUCCCCUUCUUCUUCACCUACACGCUCACGGCCGUCGGCUGCUCCGUGCCGCGCACGCUCUUCAAGUUCUUCUUCUGGUUCGGCUACUGCAACAGCUCGCUGAACCCGGUCAUCUACACCAUCUUCAACCACGACUUCCGCCGCGCCUUCAAGAAGAUCCUCUGCCGCGGGGACAGGAAGCGGAUCGUGUGAGCGCGCAGUCUGCGCCCCCCGCCCUCCCUUCCCCGCGAACGGACCCGUGUGGACUUCGGGCGACUGGGAUCGAGGGACGCGUCUAUGCAGCCCCAGCACUCUGAACCCCGGAGUCUGCCUCCUCUGCGUUUCCUGGCUGGAGCGUCGGCUCUGCGGCCUCUUUGGGUCACCUUCUCUUCCCUACCAGGGAAAAGCACUGGCUGGGAGGGCCCAUACGCCCCCCAAAUUGUUAGGACCGCUCCUGACUCCGAGUGAGCUUCCAGGGAUCUUGGGCACGCCCCUAAAUCAGUAUUGUUCUUUUCUCUUCCCCUAAGUCCAGAGCAGUUCAGAGCAAGUGCUGGACCCCAGAGGGUAUGGCUCACAAAGGGUUAACAGAUGGGGGGUUUCCCAGCCUGGGCUAAUUGCUCUCCCCCUCCCCCAACUCUAUUUUUAAACAAAGCUCAGGGCAGCCCAGCCCGUCCUCCCAUCCCCCACUGUAAAUACACACUAUUUUUGAUAGUACAUGCGGAGUGGGGGUGGGGUCCCUAACGUUGCUUGGCUUUUGAUGUCGGAAUCCUGGCUGUCAGAGAUGGCCUGGAAGUAGACACGUUCUGUUCUGGCUGGUUCAGGCCAAGUCCCUCUGCAAUGCAAGCCCCUUUUUAGUGUCAUUACGUCCCUCUGUGUCCUUUUCACCAGCAACUGGUGACUGUCCCUUUGGGCCUAUACCUGCUUUGAGAUUCCCUGAGGGGGAAAAGAUUUGUCCUUCUUUUUUUUUUCCUGUGCCUAACAGCAUAAUUGCCUUUUCCUAUGUAAAUAUUGCAAUGAUGGACCAAGACAGAAGUAAACGAACCUUUCUGCCUUGCAUCAGCCCCGUGUAUAAAGCCAUUAUCUCCGGAUGCUCCCUCGCCCCAGUAACUCACUUUAAAACCGUCUCUUUCUGGUGUCCUCUCCCUCUUUUUCUCUUGGGCCACUGCUUGAAGAAUAUGUAUGUUUCUAUUUUGUAUGUAUGUGGGCCCCUCCAUCCCCCAAAGUGCUGACUGCGGGGAAAAUCUUUUAGCUGCUGUUUUUAGACACAGAAGAGUGGAAAUUAUGUGGAAGAGGCAAACCUGAUACAAUUUGCCCAAGGUAAACAGUUUGCAAAGACAAAUGGGCCUGCCAAACUGUACGGUUCCUGCCCCAAGAGCUCUUAGGUAUCAAAAUGUUGUCUUUUCCCCCCAUUCUGUUUUUCUGAUUGAGAUCAUGUCAUUGAUGAAUUCCCAAAGUCAACGGAGGAGGGAGAAGACCUUCGUGUUUACAUCCGAGUUUCUACAUGUUUUAGACUCUUUAAGGCCUGCACUCUUAAUUGACUAAAGAAAAAUUAAUGUCAGCACACGUUGCUAAUGACAGUGGAUUUUUUUUAAAUAAAAAGUUUACAGAUCAAAUGUGAAAUAAAUAUGAAUUAAAUG
Molecule: messenger RNA, 2899 nt
Organism: Hipposideros armiger (great roundleaf bat)
Lineage: Eukaryota; Metazoa; Chordata; Mammalia; Chiroptera; Hipposideridae
Gene: ADRA2A
Product: adrenoceptor alpha 2A
Exons: 1
Coding region: 93-1475 (460 amino acids)
Biological process (GO): platelet activation; regulation of smooth muscle contraction; regulation of vasoconstriction
Cellular component (GO): plasma membrane
Molecular function (GO): epinephrine binding; alpha2-adrenergic receptor activity
Source: RefSeq, a predicted model, not a curated record